Molecule: messenger RNA, 895 nt
Organism: Stegastes partitus (bicolor damselfish)
Lineage: Eukaryota; Metazoa; Chordata; Actinopteri; Pomacentridae
Product: interferon-inducible GTPase 1-like
Exons: 3
Coding region: 170-895 (241 amino acids)
Cellular component (GO): membrane
Molecular function (GO): GTP binding
Source: RefSeq, a predicted model, not a curated record
UCAGAAUCUCUUUCCCUCACAUUAGGAUCGUGACACUGGUCUGUCCAGAGGUCUGAAUUCAACCAAACAGACUAACAGAUUCUUCUCCUGGACUCCAUUUAAAUAUAUAAGGUGUAACAGUGGUGUUUCUGCUCCAGGUUCCAGUUUCUGGAGGAAAUCUGAGACCAACAUGGACGAUCCAUUUGAUUCAUAUCCAGAAGAAAUUAAAGAAUGUAAACAAGCACUGAUGAACAAUGAUCGUGCUACAGCAGCUGCAAAGAUUCAAGAAUAUUUAGAAAAACAAGAUAAUAUUCCCCUAAAUAUUGCCGUCACAGGAGAAUCUGGCUCUGGUAAAUCCACCUUUGUUAAUGCCAUUAGAGUCAUAAAAAACAGCGAUGAUGGAGCUGCUCCUACUGGCUGUGUAGAAACCACCAUGGAGGUCACACCAUAUCCUCAUCCAAACUAUCCCAAUGUUACCUUUUGGGAUCUUCCUGGAAUUGGCUCCACCAACUUUCCAGCUGAUCAGUACCUGAAGCAUGUUGAAUUUGAGAAGUUUGACUUCUUCAUCAUCAUCUCAGCUGAUCGCUUCAGAGAAAAUGAUGUGAAACUGGCUCAGGAGAUUCAGAAGAUGAAGAAGAAGUUCUACUUUGUUCGCUCAAAGAUUGACCACAACAUACAGGAUGAGAAAAGAAGUCAGAAGAACUUCAGUGCAGAGACGACUCUUAAACAUAUAAGAGACAGCUGCAUUCAAGGUCUUCAACAACAAGGUUUUGAGGCUCCACAGGUCUUCCUGGUGUCCAGCUUUGACCUCCACCUGUAUGAUUUCUCUCUCCUCCAUGAGACCUUAGAGAGAGAACUUCCUGCANGGAAAGUUUCUAUCUUCCUGAACCUCACACCAGCAUGUGUUGAUUUAUGA